Epinephelus moara (kelp grouper) is the source of this 5720-nucleotide messenger RNA. It is a transcript of the gene znf800b, whose product is annotated as zinc finger protein 800b. The transcript has 12 exons. The coding region runs from base 196 to 3147 and encodes 983 amino acids. The record is from RefSeq and is a predicted model, not a curated record. Lineage: Eukaryota; Metazoa; Chordata; Actinopteri; Perciformes; Serranidae.
CACACUGGUUAUAACCUGCUUCAGGGCUUCGACAGGCCAGCCGGAGAGGAGUAUAUCCGUCCGGUCCUUCCCUCAUGGUGCUCGGUGCAUGUGCCUAUUGUGGAGUCGCUCGCGUGUGGAUAAAUGUCUCUCCACUGGAUCGUGAUGAUAUGACCGUAAAACCUUUAUUAACAGCGCAGAGAAUAAGGCUGGACUAUGGAUUUGGACACUGGAUACACACUCGUGUCGUGUUUCGUUAACAUCCACAGCGCGCCACGCGUUUCUGGUUACAGGAGGUGUGCCGUUAGUGAACGUGUGGUGCAGCAGGCCAGUCUUGGCGACAUGGUGAAGGUCCAGAAGUCCACUAGGAGGAAGAGCUCUCACUGUCCCCGCAGACUGGAGACAGGUGGUCAGACAGAGAUGGAGGAGGUCCAGCCCCAGUCAGGCACCGAGCCUCCACCACAGGAGGAGCCCCGAGUGGAAGAUCCGUCCUCCGAUGAAGCCCAUCUCCAAACCUCUGCUUUAGUUUUGCCGUCGGAGAGCUUGGACCAGAAGGAAACUCAGAUGGACGUUGAAGAAAAGGGAGACUCUGCUGCCCAGCUCCAGGCCAAGCCGCUGUGGAAGCCCAUUCCCCCUCUGCUGCCCGAGCCCCGCAGGAGCAGCACAUCUGAGACCAGGGACCAGAGCUGCCAGACUGAGGAGCAGCUUCAGCAGACCAGCGCAGGCAGCCACGGUCAUAACACAGGUCUCUGUGUGGAGCCCGGAGAUCCUCCUCUGCUCCAGCAGCCUCUGCAGACCUCCAAGUCCGGGAUUCAGCAGAUAAUUGAGUGCUUCCGUUCAGGCACGAGUCAGCUGAAGCACAUGCUGCUGAGGGAGGUGGAUACCAUCUUUGAGUGUAAAGUGUGUCGCAGUCUGUUCAGAGGCCUGCCCAACCUCAUCACGCACAAAGAGUACUACUGCCUAUCACGGCUGCCGGAGCCCGACGGUUCGUCAGGUGACGACAGACAGAGUGUAGCCAUGAAGGAUUUAUUGGACGCCAUAUAUCCCAGAGUCCCAGACUACGUAGUCAGACUGGAGCCCAUUCAAACUACUACCAAGGCCGUGUUCCAGUACCUCACCACAGAGGAGGAGCUGGCCAGAUAUCCAUCGCACACACCAAGUGCCAGAGAAAGUCCUGUAGCAUGGGAAGGCGAACAAAUGGAGGGUGUGGACACCAACCAGACGAGCCAGCCGGGAGGAUCAGAGAACCACAGCAGCCCGGGACACAAUCAGGGACAGAGGAGAUGGGAGGCUGAGGAGGAGGCUAAAGAGGAGCAGCCACAGCAUGAAGACGAGGGUUCCACUAGUGGGGUUGAGGACGUGACAAUCUCCUGUUGUCUGUGCGGUCAGGACUUCAACUCACGCCGGAGCAUCAGACGCCACUGCCGCAAAAUGCACCAGACCAAACUGGAAGAGCUUCGAAAGUUCACAGAGACACGUACAGUGCCCACAAGCCUGCUCUCUAUGGUGAAAGGUCGGCCAAGGACUCUCAGCACACCGACUGGAAAAUCCUGCCCAGUGUGCCUCAAAACCUUCGCCACCAAAGCCAAUGUACGCCGUCACUUUGACGAGGUGCAUCGCGGUCUACGGAGGGACACCAUCACACCCAGCAUUGCCUCGCGGCCUGGCCAGCCCUUCUCUCUGGAGGUCACACCCCCCAGGAAGAGCAACAAUGCCUCUCCAACCCGUGCCCCCAACUCCAAGCCCACCCCUGUGAACACUAAACCGACGCCUUCAAACCAAAACCAGCCCAAACCUCAGAGUCCGGCCUCGAACUCUCAACAGGCAACCACAGCCUCGUGUCGCUGCACGCUCUGCAAGAGGAACUACAGCUCUCAGCUCAUGUUGAAGAGACACAUGCGUAUUGUCCACAAAAUAUACAGCAUCAAAAGUAACAGGCCCUCUACCACUCCAGCCCCCUCUACUCCAGCACCGACUCCUAACAGCACUAACAUAGGCACAAGCAACAGUGUCAGAGUAAAAGAGGAAGCAGUGGAGCACUCAGAAGAAGAAGACGAUGAGGAGGAGGAGGAGGAGGAUAUUGACAGCAGUCCAGCCCCGUCACCCAGUGACAGCACUGGGACAGCUAAAGGUGUUCCUGUGGCACAAAGCCCCAUGAAGGUGAAGGAGGAGGAGGCCCCAUCGAGCCCGAAGAUGACGGCAUCCUUUCCUCCGUCAUCCUCGCGCGGUGGCAACAUGUGUAGCGGGAGCCUGCCUGCCAAAAUGACCAAACUGUCAGUUGGUUUUGACUUCAAACAGCUCUUCUGCAAACUGUGCAAGCGACAGUUCAGCUCACGUCAGAACUUGACAAAGCACAUUGAGCUGCACACAGACGGCAACGACAUCUUCAUUAAGUUCUACCGCUGCCCUCUCUGCCGCUACGAGUCACGCCGCAAACGCGACGUCCUGCGCCAUGUGACUGUGGUCCACAAGAAGUCGUCUGCCUACCUCGCCAAGAUCAUGCCCAAACUGGAGAGCAGGGCGGUGAAGAGGCUAGCUGAGGUAGUCCUCAACAGUUCCACCCCCACCAAGAGGACAAGUAGUGGCGCCAAAGAGGAAGUGAACGGACGUCACGCUUCUUCAUCCUCCUCUUCCUCUUCUCCCUCAACUCCUAUCACUCGCAAGCAAGAGUGCUCCACAUCUGCCCCAACCACCUUAUCAGCCACCUCCUCCUCCUCCUCCUCCUCGGCCCCGCCUCCUGCUGCUGUCACUCGGAAACAGCUGGACCUCUCGUCACCAGCUUUCAUCCCGUCCCCUCCUGUCACCCGCAAGCAGGAGAGACAGCAGACCCACCCGCCUCGUCCCAUCAGCCCCCCGCUGACCCGCCGCAGUGAAAAACACACACAUCAACGCAACUCCUCCUCCACCACCACCAGCUCGGCCAGCAAUCAAACCCCACAUACCCGACGACACGACACUCAGUCGGAGAGCAGCGGCACGGGGUCGUCGUCCUCCACUGAAGUCAGAGUGACCAAGAACUUCUCCCUGCACGCCUGCGACCAGUGUGGACGAGCCUUUGCCAAGAAGCUGUACCUAGAGUCUCACAAGCGAAGUCACCGUAAUGCAGCGACGGCAGCAGCCAGCCGGAGGAAAGGAGUCAGCACCCGCUCCAAAUCCCUGGUCUGGUGAAACACACAUACUUCCACCGAGGAUAACAGACGAGCGAGCCUCUAACAAUGAAGAAGCGAAUCAAAACGUUCAAUUGGGAAUAUAAUGGAUGAACGGAACGAGCACGGUGCAGAGAUGAAGGAAACAAACCAAGAAAGGAACAAUGGAGCACGACAGAGGAAUGAAGUACAAAGGAUUUCCACCUUUUGCUUACGAACCACAUAUAUUGUUGGAAUCUGACAUUGUUUGUUUGUAUAGUUUCAAUAUGAAGCCAGCCAGCUUGCUGGACGGUGGCGCUGCUAUCCACGGAGAGACUGUAGGAACGGAAGAAUAACCACCACUGCAUACAUCUAUAUUUACUUACAACUGUAUGUAAGUAUAGAUCCAAAUGCAGAUGGCUGAUUCGUACUGCUUUGCUCUCAUAAGCAAAAGGAUGAAGGUACACUAUGGAAGUGUGUGUGCGUGUGUGUGUGCGUGUGUUUGCGGGUGUGCGAGCAUUUGUGAGAAAGACAGGGAAUCAGGACUGGAUCCACGGAAAAAAGACUGGAAACUUUUUUUUUUUUUUUUGUAGAAAGCAUAAUUUGAUUGGACCCUCGCAGUCCCACACAGAUAUACAAAACAUAUUUGGGUCCUUGGCUGUAAGCAUUUUAUUCCUUUUCUGUAUAUUCACACCUUACUAAGUGUUUCUAGGGUGUUUACAAGUUGAUAUAUUCAAGACCACUUGACAAUUCAAUGCUACGGCAGAUAACAGAUGAUACAUUUUUUCCUUCACCUGCAUUUUCUCAACAUGAUUCCACUGAUAGUUGGAGCACAGUUGCUUCCUGCUAUCUAAAGGCACACACACACCAAACCGACAGCAGAGAACUAGUAGCCAUGAAGGCCAAGUGUUGCGUCGCCUGAUGUUGCCUGUGUCUCGGCCAAAAAGUUGCCAACCAGCACAUUCGUUCUGCGCCUGUAUGAGAGGCAGUAAUUUUCCAUACCAGUCGGCGGCGUAUUUGUCAUUCAAAAAGGGAAACCAGAAGUUUGACUGGAUGUAUUGAAGAAGCUAGUUAGCCAGUUAGCACAUUAACAACACAACCCGAUGUUGAAAGAACAAAGGAUAUUUACUGUGUGCCAGCGAACAAUAACAAACAGCUAUAAACCGUUUCUACUAAAGAGCACAAUCGCUAAAACAGUAAUCUUACCUAAUAUAACAAGACUUCAGAUGUUUACUUUCCUCACUUCUGUGUUUCUUCUCAUACACUGAGCUCAACUGCCAAACAGAGUGAUUUAUUCACCAACCAUCUCUGACACCAACUCAAUAUGUUGAAUCAGCCACAAAAAAGACGAUAAGGGCCGACUAGUGCCAACGGUGCACGACAUGCUGCGAAAAGUAGGGAGACGGACGGCCUGACGUUUAUCAAAGGCUGCCUGUUGGCUUGGUGUGUCAGGGGCCCUGCAGAGCCAUUUCCACCUAUCAUUCUUCAUAAGAUUAGCUGCCUGCCUUACAGUUGAAAAUUACCUUUAUGUUCUCAUGUAAAUGUUGCGACUGAGAGUUGUAAUAUUAUUCAUGUACACAGUCUAUAGACUGAUUAAUUUGUAUCUGCUCUACAGUGACCAACAGCAGCUUGGGUAAAUUGUUCAUUAAUUACAGGGUACAGACACAGUAAGGGAAGCCCUGAAGUAUAUGUUUUAGUUUUCCUUGAAAAUUGUGUGUUUGCUUUUUUAGAAAACAACCGAAAAACUGUUAUCAGUUUCUCAGAGAUCAAUUCUGUUUUCUCACGUGUUGCUGUUAAGUUCUGCCUUUUAUGUGUGACUGCAUGUAAAAAAAACCCAUUGGUUAAGGGUGUGUCCUUCACUCUGACCGUAUCUUGUUUUACCUCCAUGUAUUAGCUGACUUAUUUGUCCUAGUAAUUGCCUGGUUGUAAGAAAGCAGUCAAGCUUUGUGAGGCAAGACCUCAAUGAGAGACUAUUUAUACCUGGUAUUGACAUACGCUCCAGUGAUCCCAACACAAGUGGACAGCCGAGACACUUUGCCGUUCAUGCGUGUCUGUCUUGUGUCUUCAGUUGACUGCUUGUUUGGAUUUCAUUACUGCCCUGCACGCAGCUAUUACAUCCGUAUUCUCAACACUCAUGUUAGCUUCUGUCUGUACAGAUGGAGAUAUCGCUGUCAGCAGAAAUGAUGGACGUUCAUGAAUCACUUCAUCUAACUUUUGGAAAAAUGGGCAAGUUAGAGACUGCUGUCACCAAAAUAGCCACCACGUCCUGCAUUAAUGACGUAGUCAUUGUCGGGGAUGUAUUAGGAUACAUUUGUGUUCGGCCCUGAUCACACAGAAAGUGUUUUAGCAGCUGGAGGUGCCUAUUUGUAAUUAUUUUUAAUGAGAAUGAAGCUUUUUGCUUGCAGUUUUUGCGUUGCAACGUUCCUCGCGUGUCUGCCCUCUAAGCGCCUGAUGUUUUUGCCGGAGCGCUCUGAACUCCUCGAAUUGAAAAAACUUCAACUCAAAGCAGAAAAACGCUCCAUGUCUCCUUUUUUCGUCACAUUUUUUUCCAUUGUCCGAUCGGAUGAUUUGAGAGGCGGGCCUUCUGUGGUGGUCACGACAAAAAGUUUAUCGUUG